ACAGACUCUCCAAAUCUGAAUCUGAUCCUACAUCUGACUCGCUGCUUUGCUGGACAGAUUACUAGAGGACCCAGUUACCUGUAUACAUCCCAGUUCAGAACCGUGGAUCUCUAGAAACGACGCCUGGAAGUUCCAGAGAGGCACACACCAUGAGCAUGAACAUGAAUGAACUGACAGAUUUGCUGGACAUGUUGACGGACCAGAACUUCUCAUUCCUGGAUGAGAACGGUUCACACGUGGAGACGGUGGUAUGCCAAAGCUCUUUCAGCCAGCAUGCCAUGUUGUACUCCCUGUCCGUUCUCUACAUGUUCAUCUUCAUCAUUGGCCUGGCUGCAAACACCCUGGUUGUUUGGGUGAACGCACGUCCCGGACGAGAGCGCCACGAGACGCAUCUAUACAUUCUCAACCUGGCUAUUGCUGACCUUUGUGUAGUGGCUACACUCCCGAUAUCCAUCACCUCACUGCUUCAACAGGGGCACUGGCCUUUUGGUGAUGCCAUGUGUAAGCUCACUCAUAUGAUCUUCAGCAUCAACCUGUUCAGCAGCAUCUUCUUCCUGGCCUGCAUGAGUGUGGACCGGUAUCUCUCCGUGGUUUUCUUUGUGGACUCCGCCGGCCAGGGCAAAAGAAAACGGACAAGGCAGAUCAUCUGUGUUGGAAUAUGGCUUCUUGCACUUCUUGCAGCCUUACCCGAUACUUAUUUCCUACAGGCGGUCAAGUCCACACAUUCUGAUGGUAUAACCUUGUGCAAAUCUAUGUACCCAUUCGAGUCUGCGCAUGCAUGGAACGUUGGAGUCCAGAUGAGCUUCAUUGUCCUCGGAUUUGCUGUCCCAUUUCCUAUUAUUACAGUGUUCUAUGCACUACUGGCAAGAGUCAUCAGGUCCUCAUCUGACCAAGAACGUUGUGCCAGUCGCCGACUUGUCUUUACCUACAUAGUUGUUUUUCUGGUGUGCUGGCUGCCCUACCAUGGCACGCUACUUCUGGACACGCUGGCACUGCUGAAUGUCCUACCACUGAGCUGCACAUUAGAGAAUGCCCUCUAUGUAGCUUUGCAUGUCACACAGUGCCUCUCGCUGCUCCACUGCUGUGUCAACCCAGUUGUCUACAACUUCAUCGACCGCAACUACCGCUACGACCUCAUGAAAGCCUUCAUCUUCAAGUACUCCACCAAAAGUGGCCUUGCAAGACUCAUUGAUGCUUCACGUGCUUCAGAGACUGAAUACACAGCUGUGGAGGGCCAGGGUCCUCUGUGAGGGAAUUUCCUGUGAAGACAUUAUUAGCUGACUGUUCUGUAAACCCUCUAUAUUUUGAUUAUAAAAACAACAGGGACAGAUUAUAAAGCCAAAUCUCUUAAGUUGCAUUAUUUUCUGUAAAGAACUUUAAGCAUUAUAUUCAGUACAAACAGAGGACUUUUAUAAACCUUUUUGUAAAUGUAAUUAGUUGUUUUUUAUAGAUGUAUGACUGAAGCACUUGGACUGAGUUGAAGGCUAAGCAAGUGAGCUUCACUGUUCAUUGCCCAAGCAUAUAAGGUUGCUGGGGUCAGAAUUCCACUCCCCCUAAGAAUCUCUGAGAGAACAUAUAAAGCCUCAGGGUCCUUUUUGACCUCAGCGCUGACCCUGUCUCUGUUUAUCUGUACCUAUCGGCCACCUUCAGGCUGAAGAUCAUCGCAUUGCUAUUGUUUAGCCAGUGGACCAAGAAGGAGUUAAUGAGAAGGCAUACAAAAGAGGCAAAGCAUGGUGAACGGAAAGGGACAGAUCCAAAAUCUCAUUAAGAGACAUUGUCAGAGGUUGCCCUGGUAAAGUUGGAUGCUUGCAUGUGUAAUCAUAUAAAUCAAGAUGUAGAAAGCAGAUAUACUUUUUUAGAACAAUGUAUGUUUUGUAAAUAUGAAGGAAUAUUUAUAUAUUCAUCAGUGUGAAUAUUCGGUGUUUUGCAGUAUUGUCUGACACGUUAAAAUUUACUAUUGAAAUAAAAAACUGAUAUUUGUACGAA
Trichomycterus rosablanca is the source of this 1986-nucleotide messenger RNA. RefSeq names its product atypical chemokine receptor 3b (gene ackr3b). Gene Ontology annotation, biological process: vasculogenesis; angiogenesis; chemotaxis. Gene Ontology annotation, molecular function: G protein-coupled receptor activity; coreceptor activity; chemokine binding. The coding region runs from base 150 to 1250 and encodes 366 amino acids. NCBI's taxonomy places the organism in Eukaryota, Metazoa, Chordata, Actinopteri, Siluriformes, Trichomycteridae. The transcript has 2 exons. The record is from RefSeq and is a predicted model, not a curated record. Gene Ontology annotation, cellular component: membrane.